AUGAUCGCCCAGAUCAGGGCAGGAUUAUGGGUCCGCAACGGCUUCCCUAUCCACCUGCUCAUCCUCCAGUCAUCUCUCAUCAUCCUCGAUCCCAAUACCAUCAUUGUCUCUAUCCUCAACCGUUUCGGCCUCCUGUCAUUUUUCUGCGGUGAAGUCGAGAACCGUCCUUAUGAGGGCGUCCAUCUUCUGAGCAUGGUCGAGGAGCUUCUCUACGUCCUCAUGACUAUUCUUGGCGAGAGAGCCAGCGCCACCAAGUUCCCGUUCCAACGUGCCAUCCGCCACCUCGAGUGCAUCCUCAAGGAUGUACUAUCUCACUUCCACGCACCUGGGUCGACACUCACAACGGCAUAUUAUCCUGCUAAUAAAUGGCAUCCGCUCGCACAUCAUGAAGUAAAUCCUCAAGCAUCUACACAACUCUUGGUUCUCCAGGGUGAGGAAAACGAUCCCAUCGUUCGCCUUCACGCGGACUUCGGGACAAUCUUUGUAGCGAACCCAUAUCGGGCUGGACCUCUAUCGCUUGGGUCGUCAGCAUUGGAUCAUCCCUUGUCACGGUCCUUUGGAUCGUGGUCUACUCGUUCCUUCCAGUCAACACCUUCUCUAACACAGAUGCAUUUAUAGACGAGGU
Suillus fuscotomentosus is the source of this 625-nucleotide messenger RNA. RefSeq lists its product as uncharacterized. Bases 1 to 618 code for a protein of 205 amino acids. The transcript has 5 exons. Gene Ontology annotation, biological process: protein ubiquitination; ubiquitin-dependent protein catabolic process via the N-end rule pathway. Gene Ontology annotation, cellular component: ubiquitin ligase complex; cytoplasm. NCBI's taxonomy places the organism in Eukaryota, Fungi, Basidiomycota, Agaricomycetes, Boletales, Suillaceae. The record is from RefSeq and is a predicted model, not a curated record. Gene Ontology annotation, molecular function: ubiquitin protein ligase activity.